Molecule: messenger RNA, 549 nt
Organism: Batrachochytrium dendrobatidis JAM81
Lineage: Eukaryota; Fungi; Chytridiomycota; Chytridiomycetes; Rhizophydiales
Exons: 4
Coding region: 1-549 (182 amino acids)
Source: RefSeq, a predicted model, not a curated record
AUGUCUACUAGAAUCUGUAGAAUUCGACCUGCUGUCGAAUGUGGUAUCAACUAUAGUCAUAAUCUGUAUGUGGCAGAUGUGAAUGAUCCGGAUAAAGUUGCAUUGACAUUUACUUUGCCGAACCAGGCCCAUUCAACCUUGUCCGAUGAGGAUAUCAUUGGCUGGGUUGAUCGUAGUGUCUUUUCAAAGAAUCUUCACUUGAACACAGAAUCUAGUGCCAUAUCUAGUAUAAAGCCAUUCAACUUUACCUCGAAUCAUCAAUUUGAAUCCAGAUUGCACAAGUUUCUUGCCGAAAACAUUCAUAAAGAUGAAGCAGCUCAAGCUCUAGCAAAUUAUCAAAAAGAAGGUCAUUUGAAUAUUAAUGACGAACGAGUCUUUACACCAUGGGGUAGAGUAAGCGAUCCAGAGGAUAUUUUGGGAAAUGUCCUUGUUCAAAAUGGCAAGAUCGUAAAAGGAAGCUAUCAAAGAAUGCCGACUCAUCGACUGUUUAGCCUGAAUGGUCUUUUUCAGCUUAACAAGUCUCUUCAUGAUCUGUAUAUUCAGAAAUAA